Miscanthus lutarioriparius is the source of this 1023-nucleotide messenger RNA. Lineage: Eukaryota; Viridiplantae; Streptophyta; Magnoliopsida; Poales; Poaceae. The record is from the annotation of a GenBank genome assembly.
AUGCCGGGGGACGUCGCGACCUCGCCGGCGCCGGCGCCGCCGUCCGUGUCCUCGUCGUCGCAGAACGACCACCAUCACGGCCCCACCACCGCCCGCGGCCUCCUCUGCCACGCCGUCGCCGGCGCCUCCGCUGGUGUGGUGGCGGCGACCUUCGUGUGCCCGCUCGAUGUCAUCAAGACCAGGUUCCAGGUACACGGCUGGCCCAAGCUUGCCACAGGCACGAUUGGAGGUAGUGUAAUUAUUGGGAGCUUACAACAGAUUGCUCAACGGGAAGGUUUUCGGGGAAUGUAUCGUGGCCUCUCCCCAACUGUUCUUGCGCUCUUGCCAAACUGGGCGGUCUACUUUACUGUCUAUGAGCAACUUAAAAGCUUACUUUCUUCCAAUGAUGGAAGUCAUCAACUUUCUUUAGGGGCAAAUGUUGUUGCUGCAUCAUGUGCUGGAGCUGCAACAACUAUUGUAACAAAUCCACUUUGGGUUGUGAAGACAAGAUUUCAGACCCAAGGAAUAAGAGCCGGGUCAAUCCCGUAUAAAGGUACACUUGCUGCCUUGAGAAGAAUAGCACAUGAAGAAGGCAUCCGAGGACUAUACAGUGGUCUGGUCCCUGCCUUGGCUGGUAUCAGUCAUGUUGCUAUUCAGUUCCCUGCAUACGAGAAGAUAAAAGCUUAUCUGGCUGAGCGAGAUAAUACUACUGUAGAAGCAUUGAGUUUUGGUGAUGUCGCUGUUGCUUCGUCUCUGGCUAAAGUAGCUGCAUCAACAUUGACAUAUCCUCAUGAGGUUGUUCGAUCAAGGCUGCAAGACCAGCGAGCACACUCUGAUGCUAGAUACAAAGGUGUAAUAGACUGCAUCAGAAAGGUUUAUCAUAAAGAGGGUGUGGCUGGCUUCUACCGUGGAUGUGCCACAAAUCUGUUGCGGACGACCCCUGCCGCAGUGAUAACUUUCACAAGCUUCGAGAUGAUCCACAGGGUCCUUCUUGAUCUAUUCCCUGCUGAACCUGAACCACACAUCCAACCUCUAAAGCAUUGA